Molecule: messenger RNA, 837 nt
Organism: Octodon degus (degu)
Lineage: Eukaryota; Metazoa; Chordata; Mammalia; Rodentia; Octodontidae
Gene: Ppia
Product: peptidylprolyl isomerase A
Exons: 5
Coding region: 130-624 (164 amino acids)
Biological process (GO): protein peptidyl-prolyl isomerization; protein folding
Molecular function (GO): peptidyl-prolyl cis-trans isomerase activity
Source: RefSeq, a predicted model, not a curated record
UUGGCCAAAGUCUAGGCGCGCGACCGGGCUGUAGGCGGAACCUGGAAUCGUUAUAAAAGAAGCGGGCGUCCAGGCCCGUGCCGCUUUGCAGACGCCUCUAUCCUUCCUCUUAGUCGUUUGUUGCCAACCAUGGUCAACCCCACCGUGUUCUUCGAUAUCGCUGCCGACGGCGAGCCCUUGGGCCGCGUCUCUUUCGAGCUGUUUGCAGACAAAGUUCCAAAGACGGCAGAAAACUUUCGUGCUCUGAGCACUGGAGAGAAAGGAUUUGGUUAUAAGGGUUCCUGCUUUCACAGAAUUAUUCCAGGAUUUAUGUGCCAGGGUGGUGACUUCACGCGCCACAAUGGCACUGGCGGCAAGUCCAUCUACGGGGAGAAAUUUGAUGAUGAGAACUUCAUCCUGAAGCACACAGGCCCGGGCAUCUUGUCCAUGGCAAAUGCUGGGCCAAACACAAACGGGUCCCAGUUUUUCAUCUGCACUGCCAAGACUGAGUGGCUGGAUGGCAAGCACGUGGUCUUCGGGAAGGUGAAAGAGGGCAUGAACACGGUGGAGGCCAUGGAGCGCUUCGGGUCCAGGAACGGCAAGACCAGCAAGAUGAUCACCAUCACCGACUGUGGACAGCUCUAACGCGUGUGACUUGUGUGUGUUGCCACCGCCAGACCAGACCAUUCCUCUAGCUCAGGAGAGCACCCUUUGCCCUCCCUGCUCAAGACACCCCAUCAUCUCUGCUCUUCUUGCAGUUCUUUGGGUUCCAUGUUUUCCUUGCUCCCCUCCAAAUGUACCUGGAUUGCAGAGUUAAGUUUAUGGUUAUGAAUAAAGCUAAAUAAUGGUUGCCUCUUG